This is a messenger RNA of Aplysia californica (California sea hare), 2240 nucleotides long. Its product is annotated as transmembrane protein 26. The record is from RefSeq and is a predicted model, not a curated record. Bases 777 to 2192 code for a protein of 471 amino acids. The transcript is spliced from 7 exons. Lineage: Eukaryota; Metazoa; Mollusca; Gastropoda; Aplysiida; Aplysiidae.
CCCGACCCGAUCCCGGUAUAACAGCUGUCUGGAGACCUUGCGAAAAUCGCCAAAAGAAUAGAAAGAGAAUUUGCGCUGUAUUCCGGCACUCGUAUGAAAAUCAACAUUUUUAAAAGAAGAAUAUAUAUGGGCAUCUGUUGGCAGAUUUAGCACAAUCGUAAAGUACGGCUGUUUUCUUUACUUAGAUGACAAAUUACAAGUUUGUUGUUGUUUUUUUUCAUUUCAGUUUUCAGGCUAUUUUGCAUGGAGGAUCUUUCCAAGCCCAGUUGACUAAUAGAAAGAGAACAAAGGUCUUUGUCCUUUUUAAAUUCUAACUGAGCAGAAGAAGUAGCAACACGGAGUUUCCAUUCUUAUGAGUAUUGAGCCAGUGUAGAGUGUAGAGAGAAGAAACAGUUCCAUUUCAUCGGUUGGACCUUUCCAAAUGAUUGACUUGUCCAUUGCCUGGGGCGAUUUCAGUUGACUCUCGAUGAUUCAAUUUCACUGUCUAAGGAGAAGACUGUAUUCCUUUCGGAUGAUUAUCAACACUGUGUUUUGGUAAUAUCCCUAAGCUAUAACUCUAACUUUACGUUUUAACAAAACGUCGUGUAUAAAAUAUUUUGUUGACAUCAAACAGUGUCAAUGCCAAAAGGCAAAAACAAAAACAAAAUUGAUGUGGGCUGAAAAUGUGGCCUUUGCACCCUGUUCAUGUUGUAAGACUUUCAGGGUUUUCAACAGAGUUUUGCAUCUUAAACAGUGAAUUAUUUCUGACGAUGAAAAUUUAGCCAAGAAAGUCCAACAUGACUCAAGUCGAACCUUUAACAACGUCGCCAUCUGAAGACAACUCGACAACCCAAAACGAUGACGUCAUCUCAUCUGCAGUGGUUGGUGACAUAUGUCGUGUCUUUGGCGUCUUCUUCGCCAUUUUCGUCCGAGUGCUCCUCGUGGUAUUCUCGCUGUUCACUGUCUGGCUCGUAGUUGCUAAAGUGGGAAGCAACCUCUACUGGUUAUUGGUAUUGCCCAUCACACUCAUCGUCGUUGAAGGAAUCUACACGGUGAUCAAGCGCGGAGGGCAAGAGAGAAAGUGGGUGUGCUGGUGUUUUCUCCUGUACCUGGUGUCCGUGGUGCCGCCCAUCUGGCUGCUAGAGCUGGACAGAUUGGACGAGUUCAACGACAAAUAUGACGCAGCAGUUGGGGGAGUGUCCAUCGUUGUGUCAGGGGUAUCAGCAGAUAUCCACCUGGACUCCAGUGCUGUCCUGUCUGUCACAGAGCAGUGUCUGGUGUUCUUGCUCAUCCUGUGUCGCUGGUUGCUACCACGAGGGGACAUCACUCGGGACCAGCUUUCCCAGCUCCUUUUCGUUUUUAUCGGCAUGGCGUCUGACGUGAUGGAACUGUUCCAGCUGUUUGAUGAAGAGGAGGUCAGACAGGACAAGACCCUCACAUACGUCAUUUUGGCCGUGUGGACAUUCAGCCUCUUUCAGUUCAGUCUGGUUCUGACCAUGUCUCAGAGCCCAAAAAAACCUCGGGCGAUAGGAGGUGUGCCAGAGUCAAGACCAGGUGAUCCUGGAAAGGACGGCAACAACGACAACGACGACCGUAGAAAGACUGAUGAUGAUGGCGAGUCUAGGGCGAACUUAUGUAGCGUUCUAAUUCAUACCGAAAUCUGGAGCUUGAUAGUAACCAUUUCCAUGCAAGAUGGGCCUUUUUUGUGUGUGAGGUUGUACACCUUGUUACAGCACGACCUCAUCACAUAUUCCAUCAUCUUCUUCACAUGCAAAAACGUUCUUGUUAUCCUUUUGCUGCUGUAUCGGCUUAUCGUUGUUAUCCUCAAACGGAUGGAAGAAAAAAAUGAUGAAGAAAACUCCAAAGUAGACACGGCAGAAUUUGGCGAGAGACAAGAUGGAAUCUUGCGUCAAGAGACAAUUAUUCACAACGACACAGCAAUAACCGUUGAAAGUAACGCGAGUGGCAACAUGGCUAUUGCUGAAUCGACCAAUCUCAGACAAGACCCGGUUCUUUUGAACACACCUUCUGAUUCUGUGGAAGGCCCAGACCACCAAAGAGCCUCUUCCUGGAACCCAAAAGACUCCCGGAUACUUAUACACGUCGGCGGAGGCGGCCGACAUGGAUCGUUACGAAAAGAAGCUCCUCAAGAUCAACGUAGACGGCAACCUUCUAAGACCAGAUUUGACCAAGACGAUAUGAAAGUUUGGUGACCAUCAUGCCAAAUCUAUCUAUAUAUAGUAUUAAAUAAUAUGUUUAUU